Erigeron canadensis is the source of this 581-nucleotide messenger RNA. RefSeq lists its product as uncharacterized. The record is from RefSeq and is a predicted model, not a curated record. The transcript is spliced from 2 exons. The coding region runs from base 26 to 394 and encodes 122 amino acids. NCBI's taxonomy places the organism in Eukaryota, Viridiplantae, Streptophyta, Magnoliopsida, Asterales, Asteraceae.
ACAGAUAAAUAUUACCAGUGUAUAAAUGACGUCCAGUCUUUUUUCUCCGACCGCCGUAAACCACCAUUACUUUCACCGUAACUCAUCGAUCCUCACCGCAAGCGGUCCUUAUAUUCCGUCUAUCCGUUUCUUAUCUUCCAAAAAUUGGCGGCGUAAUUGUAAUCUAUGGCGUGGCAGGUGCGGUGCUACUUCGCCGACUCCACCGGAGUCUGAACCACCUUCCGGAGAUGAACAUGAUUCUAAUUCAGGUUCAAUGGUAUCUGUCGCUAGAUUACAGGAAAGUGCUCAGAUUUUUUUUGCUGUUCUUUUUUGGAUGUCCCUUUUCUUCUGGUCAUCUGUAUGGGAUGGAAGAAAUAAUGGCAGAUCCGACAAGGGGCCUAGGUUCUGGAAAUAAAUCAGUGGACAUGUAGCUUGUAUAGACAUAUUGUAUAACUAGGAUAAUCAUACAUCGAAAGAACCAUAUACCAAUAUAGUUACGAAUAUAUUGUUGUAAUGUAAAAUAUCUUGCAUAUCUCUUUCAUUUAGACCCCUAUUUCAUCAAUCACCUCUUUAUAUACGGCUGUAUUGCAACUUGGCGGUUA